Messenger RNA from Cydia amplana, 1165 nucleotides. RefSeq names its product D-aspartate oxidase (gene Daao1). The record is from RefSeq and is a predicted model, not a curated record. Bases 144 to 1160 code for a protein of 338 amino acids. NCBI's taxonomy places the organism in Eukaryota, Metazoa, Arthropoda, Insecta, Lepidoptera, Tortricidae. Gene Ontology annotation, biological process: D-amino acid catabolic process. Gene Ontology annotation, cellular component: cytoplasm. Gene Ontology annotation, molecular function: D-amino-acid oxidase activity; FAD binding. The transcript has 2 exons.
UGCUGCUCGCAUCUGAGUCUACUGCAGCUUCUUCAAUGUGAAUAUUCUCAAUUUGUCGAUUGUCUAACUUUUCGUUGGACGACAGUUGAUUAUAAUUCUUCCUCAGCGGUCGGGAUUCUGCAACAAAACAGGCGCUGAAAAUCAUGGAUCCCAGUUCGCUAAAAAUUGCCGUCUUGGGCGCUGGCGUGGUGGGCAUGACAGUGGCUAGGCUGAUUCAGGAUGAACUCAGACUUUCAAAAGUCACCGUCGUUGCUGAUACUUUUAAAGAUGAUACACUCAGUGCCAUAGCAGCCGGCAUCUUCCGUCCGGGCACCAGCUUCCGAGGCCCGAACAAAGAGACUACACAAAAAUGGAUCGACGAUUCGUGGCAUUAUUUUCAGAAUAUUUUAAACACAUCUGAAGCAGCGAACGCCGGCAUUAUGCCGAUGUCAUCAUAUAUAUUCUCAAAGAAUAACUAUCACGUGACAAGAAACCAUCUAAUUGAACAUUUGGUACCUAUAUACCGACCGGUUGAUGACAAUGAACUAAAUAUAUGUGGCGAAGGUUGGAAGUAUGGUUCAUACUUCUCAACAAUAAAAACAGAAUGCAGUGCGCACUUACCAUGGCUGGAACGGAUAAUACUUGAGAAAGGCGGUAAAAUAAUAAAAGGUAAAAUCGAUAACUUUGCAUCAUUAUCGCAUUUUGACCUAGUUUUCAACUGCACAGGGUUAGGCGCUAAAUAUUUGUGCAAAGACAACGAUUUGGUUCCGCUGCGUGGUCAAGUGAUAAAGGUCAAGGCACCGUGGUUAAAAUCAGCAUUUUAUGAGGAUUAUGACUCUUAUAUCAUUCCUGGUUUUAAUGGAAUCGCUACACUCGGUGGGACGCGGCAAUACGACAGUUACAAUAUUGAUGUUUGCAAGUACGACGCGGCGGGUAUCAUGGACAGGUGCUGCGAACUAGUGCCGGGACUGCGCACGGCCGAGGUGCUGACGCACCGCGUGGGGCUGCGGCCGCACCGCAUGCCGGUGCGCGUGGAGCCCGAGACUGUGGACGGUGUGAAGAUAGUUCACUGCUACGGUCACGGUGGCUACGGUGUAAUGACGGCACCUGGCACGGCUAUGCACGCGGUCCGAAUUGGGCUCGACUCACUUAGGAGCGGCAGCUUUAGAAAUCAGCUUUAACUAGU